AUGUCGGCUUCAUCUAAUAAGACCAAUCGAUCUUCGUUUGCCACAAAAUCAAAACGAUCAAAAUAUGAUGAUGGAUCAACAAAUUCCGAUACAAGUGAACACAAUGUUACCGAAUCGAUCAAAUCACCAUCUUCUUCUGUAAGUGAUCGAGGAGCAGGUGGAGGUGGUAGUGGUCUCAAUCGAGCACGUAAUUCUACUGCCAGUGGGACUGGACGUAGUAAUAAAGGAGGAGGUGGUGGAGCAACAGGAUGUGCCAAGUUGUCAGAUAAAUUUACUGCUGAUGGAAAUGAAACAUUAACUAAAUCAACUGCUAAUGUUUUACAGAAUGUAUCUACUAUGUCGGCUGUGUAUUGUGUUUGUAAAACUCCGUACAAUCCAUCAAGAGAAUACAUUGGAUGUGAUCUUUGUCGAGAUUGGUUUCAUUUUGAAUGUGUCGGUUUGGAUCCAAAAGAUUCUAGUAAAUUAGGUGAUUCAUGGCAUUGUCCUGAUUGUAAACAAGCUGAAUUGAAAGCUAAUGAAAUGCUCUAUUGUCUAUGUCGUACACCAUAUGAACCAACAAGAGUAUACAUUGCCUGUGAUCGUUGCGAUGAAUGGUAUCAUCCAGAAUGUGUUGGUUUAACACCUGAACAAGCUGUUAAUCAUACAGACACAUAUCUUUGUCCAACAUGCUGUCAAUUAUCACAACCUACUACAACCAAAACCACAACUGCUACGACUACAACAAAGUCAUCUGGUAAAUCGAAAAAGUCCAAAGGAUUAAACAAUAAUAAUAAUAACACCUCGAUUGAUCAACAACCGAUCAUUGCAAAAACUAUUUAUGAAACUGAUCUCACAUCAGAUAGAAUUGAAAAGUUAAUUAGUUUAAUUGAAGAAAUCAAACAACAUAAAAUGUCAUGGCCGUUUAUUCAUACACCGGAUCCUUUGAAAUUUCCAAUUGCUCGAUCGUUAAACGAUGCAUUUAAUCUUCCUUCAGUGAUAAUAAAUUUAAAAACAGAAGUUUACAAAACUUUAGGCGAUUUUUCAUUCGACAUGAAUCGUCUAUUCACUAAUUCACGUUUAAUCUAUCCAAAAGAUACACCAGAAUUUAAUUGUACCGAAAUUGUUGAAGCGUUAUUUGUGCAGAAAAUGAAACAAUUCAAAGAAGCCAAUCUAUGA
This is a messenger RNA of Schistosoma turkestanicum, 1155 nucleotides long. NCBI's taxonomy places the organism in Eukaryota, Metazoa, Platyhelminthes, Trematoda, Strigeidida, Schistosomatidae. The record is from the annotation of a GenBank genome assembly.